AUGAGCAUGAUGGAUGAGUAUACUCCCUUGAAUCCGUGUUCUACUAAAAGAUUACUUUCACCUAAUGUCAUUUCACUAAUUUCAAUUGGUUCUACCAUUGGCACUGGUUUAUUCUUUCUGAUUUCUUCAAUUCUCAUAAAAGGUCCCUUGGUUAGUAUUUUAUCUUUUACUUAUAUUUCUUUUAUUUCUUUAAUUAUCUUAUUAAUAACAAAAGAAUUAUCUUGUUUAAAACCAGAUAAUGGUUCUCUCUGUCAAUUUCAAUCUUAUUUACUAAGUAGAUCAAUUGGGUUAGCCAAUAAUUUAAUUUAUUGGCUAAGUUGGUGUUUUACUCUUUCUUUAGAAUUAUCCAUUUUAUAUUCUUUACUAAAUUCGUACUUGUCAGUUCCUUACUAUACUUCAAUUAUUACCAUUUGGUUCUUAUUAACCUUAAUAAAUUUAUUACCAGUAAAUUAUUUUGGUUUAUUUGAAGUGUUUUUCUCCCUUUUCAAAUUACUUUUCCUAUUCUCCUGGUUAUUCAUUACUACUUUGGCUUUAUUUGGUCUAAAUCCACACUGGGAACCAAUUGGCUUCUCCAAUUGGUUCGCUAAUUGGCCAACCUCCUUCUUGGGCCCACUAUCCUUAUCUAACCUACUUUCAGGCUUAAUUGCAACUAGUUUCACUUUCCAAUCAAUUGAAUCAAUUGCUUUAACUUCGGGUGAGUUGCAAAAUCCUUCCCCACAAAAUUUUAAUAAAAUUAUUAAACUCAUCUUAUUCAGAAUUAUCGUGUUUUACCUUAUUUCUUUAUUCAUCCUAACUCUACUUGUACCGUAUAAUGAUCCGGAUUUAUCUUCUCUUUCUUCUCCAUUUUUAAUUGCUUUGAAAAAUUCUUAUUAUCAAACUUCUUCCUUACUAUCUCUCUUCAAUUUUAUUAUCUUCACCACAAUUCUUUCCGCUGCUAAUUCAAAUAUUUACUUUGGCUCAAGAUCUUUAAUUGCCCUAGUGGAAUCUUCAAAUAUCCCCCAUUCUUCCCAUAUCCUCAAGACCGUCAAUGGUGUUCCCUACAUCUCAAUCCUUUUAACCUCCUUUAUUGGUCUUUCAACCAUUUUACUACAAUCAGAUUCCUUGAUCUCAAUAUUCAAUUUCCUUCUAAGUACUUGUGCCUCGGCUGGUUUACUCAUGUGGUGUCUUUUACUGUUUUCUUACAUUAGAUUUUGUCAUAAAAUAAAUCAUUCUAAUUGGCUUUAUUUCGCUUCUUGGUUCUCAGCUAUUAAUAUCAUUUUCAUCCUACUCACCAAUGGUAUCGACAGCUUCUCCUUCUCUUCAUAUUUAACCCCCUUUUUAUUCUUCACUUUCUGGGGGGUUCUUCAUUUCUUCUUAAAUGAGUCUUCUUGGUUGAUUCCAAUCGAUUCUAUACAUUUUAUUUAA
This is a messenger RNA of Hyphopichia burtonii NRRL Y-1933, 1404 nucleotides long. RefSeq names its product Lyp1p (gene LYP1). Lineage: Eukaryota; Fungi; Ascomycota; Pichiomycetes; Serinales; Debaryomycetaceae. Gene Ontology annotation, biological process: amino acid transmembrane transport. The record is from RefSeq and is a predicted model, not a curated record. The transcript is spliced from 2 exons. Gene Ontology annotation, cellular component: membrane. The coding region runs from base 1 to 1404 and encodes 467 amino acids. Gene Ontology annotation, molecular function: amino acid transmembrane transporter activity.